CUAUACUUGGACACUCAGAAUUCAGUGUCCCCUCAAAAAUAUGAAACGGAUUGACGCCCCUGGCACAGAGUAAGAGGCAAUGUUACUACGCCUCUAGACCUUGUAUGGGCUCAGAAUUGAUAUCGUGACUUUGAUUGUACUAGGUUAAAAAUCUUUUAUUACAGUCAGAGUCCAUACAUCAUGUGAUAUACUUCCACGGCAGUGUAGCUAUAGUGGACCAUCCCUGCGUGGAAACACAAAUCUCUCUCUCUCUCUUGCGAUCAUAACCUUCAACAAAUGGUACCAUACCUGUUCGCUAACAUGAUGGGGGUUUACGCACUAAUCAGGAGCAUUGUACUUGCUGGAUUUGUACUACAGAUCCAUGGCAGAGUGAAAGUGUCAUACAGAUUGGUAGACUUCGAAAACACCGGUCACAUAGAACUUGACGGGGGAUGUUGCGACCCCGGCCUCUUCGGUUGUGAUAGUUGCGACAACAGAUUCAAUCUCUGCUUCGAUGUCUACGGAGGGAAUAAUUAUAUGACCGAUUGUGCAUAUGGCAACUUCCAAACGGACCGCCUCUAUGAAAACAAUGAUGAUUUCAGCUUCCCGUCAAUUCUAGCCGACGAUCUAGUCAACCCAAUUGUAUUGAUUAUCAAUUCAUGGUCGACUGGACUCAGGUUCAAGAUUGAGGUUUGGGAUUAUGAUCCAACAACUGCAGACGACAAAAUAGAUUAUUACGGCUACAAUUACAACUAUAUCCCCGAUCGAACAUCAGCUUUGGCAACAGAACACAUUGUGUCACUGCAUGGAGCAGGAACAUCUCUAACGAGCGUUGCAGUGAAGGUUUACUGCGAUGUGCAUUACUACGGAACGUCAUCAGGCUGUAACAUAUAUUGUUUAGCGAGAGACAACAGUGAAGGCCACUAUAAUUGUAACGAUAUUACGGGAGCUAGGGUUUGUCACUCAGGAUGGCAAGGAUCUUACUGCAAUAUAGAGAUCAAUGAAUGUGACUCAGAUCCUUGUCAGUUCAACGCAGUCUGUACGGAUCUCUUGGCUGAUUAUAGCUGUAACUGCCCAGCUGGUACACGAGGUAAGAACUGCGACGACAUAGACGAGUGUUCUUCAGACCCCUGUGAACACGGAGGCACGUGCGAGAAUAAACUCAACCUUUAUCAAUGUGAUUGUCCAAGAGAGUAUAGCGGUGCCAAUUGUGAUUUCGAGAUCGACUUCUGUAACUCUGACCCCUGUCAAAAUGGUGCAACAUGCCUGGGUGAAAAUGACUAUGGCGUCCUGGAGUGUGCCUGUGCUCCAGGUUACAACGGUGUUUUCUGUGAUGCAGAUAUCGAUGAAUGUAUCGGAGUGGACUGUCUGAAUAAUGGCACCUGUCAAGAUGGUGUUAAUGACUUUACGUGUAAUUGCACAGAGGGGUAUGGAGGAACAUACUGUGAGUUAGAUAUUCGAGAUGAGUGUGCAUCCAGCCCAUGUCAGAACAACGCGUCAUGCGUAGAUAUGAUCAAGUCGGACGAUACACCUGCGACUGUUGGGCUGGCUACUCUGGAGAGAACUGUACAGUGA
Strongylocentrotus purpuratus (purple sea urchin) is the source of this 1554-nucleotide messenger RNA. Its product is annotated as fibropellin-1. Lineage: Eukaryota; Metazoa; Echinodermata; Echinoidea; Camarodonta; Strongylocentrotidae. Gene Ontology annotation, biological process: cell communication. Gene Ontology annotation, cellular component: membrane. The transcript has 8 exons. Gene Ontology annotation, molecular function: calcium ion binding. The record is from RefSeq and is a predicted model, not a curated record. The coding region runs from base 277 to 1554 and encodes 425 amino acids.